AUGAUAGAGGAACUGAACGUUGGUAAAGGCACUGCGUUGAAACCUGGAGAUAUUUUCCUCGUAGAUCGAGGAUUUCGUGAUUCUCUGAAGUCAAUUCAGGAAAAAGGUUUUGUUGCGAAAAUGCCAUGCUUUUCCGAUACUCCUUCCUCAUCAUUGACAACGGAACAGGCCAACACUUCUCGUAUGGUGACCAAGUCACGUUACAUAGUGGAAUACGUGAACGGCUGGAUCAAGAACUUUUUCCAAUUCUUUAAUUCAAUAGAUGCCCACGGACAAAGAUGUACGCAGAGGUCGGAUACUUCUGGGACAGACCUCGUAUACAUCAAGCUGCGCACGAAGUCGUUGCGCAUGUUCUUUGUUAGUUCGCGGGAAGAAAGCACAUUUGAACAAGCGCAGACACGUGUGGAAAAACUGCAGGAGUUAUGGUCGGCAUUUAACGAGAAUCAGACACAGAUAGAGGUUAACCGCGCAAAAGACGAGGAAGAUUUGGAAGACGUCACAAAGCAGGAAGCAGCAGAAAGAGAGAUUUUUGAGUGGGCAUAUUACAAAGCACUGGAUGAGGCUCGUUCAAUUAUAGCUGCGGCAUCGGUUCCAGCAACGCAGCAAGACGCAUUGGAAUCCGAAUUACAGGGCAGUAUCGAUAUCAAAUUACCUACAUUAAAGCAUUGCAAGUUUUUAGUUCAGCCUAUCGACAAAUGGGAUACUCUUAUCAUAUAUUUGGCUCGAAAUAAAUUAGAUUAUCAGUCUGAAUGUGCGUGGGAGGAAGAAGUAGGGCAGCAAAAGUCUGAUCACAUGCCCACGACGAAAGAGUUUCUCAAAUUUUGCAGUGAAAGAUGUCGUACUUUGGAAAUUUGUUCCGAAUUUUUAAGAUUAUCUGUGCAAGAGCGUUUAGCAAUAGUUAAGCAGAAACAAUUAUGCAUUAAUUGUCUGAAGUCAGGUCAUUAUGCCAAGGAAUGUAAAGCAUCCAAGUGUCGAAAAUGUUCGAAGGUUCAUAAUACAUUGUUACAUUUGGAGGGCGAAAGGUCGUCAUCAAAGAAGCCUCCAGACGUGACUCCAAAGAAAUCGGAAGAAACAGAGCAAGUCAUGCAUUGUGUGCAACGUAAAGAUGACUAUUUAGUGAACGGAACUAGGAAAUUAGAAGUAAAGCAAGAACCUCCAAGCAAAGAAUCGAGUUCUCAAGUCAUCUUAGCUACCGCUCAGGUAUAUGUUCGUGACGGACAGGGUAGGAGACAAACGUGUCGAGCCUUAUUAGAUCCUGGCUCGCAAUCGCAUUUCGUUACUGAAGAGUUGGCAAGGAGAUUACAACUACCGAGCAGAGCAGAAUCGGCGGCAAUCAACGGCAUAAUGCGCAACGUUACGAGAAUUGAACGUUCAGUUAAGGUUCGAAUGGAAUCUAGAAAUACUGCAUUUGAGGCUGACUUGGAAUGUCUCAUCAUCUCUACUAUAACAGAACAACUGCCGCAACUCAAGAUAAAUAAGAGAUUGGGUAAUCUCCCACAGGAUCACAGAUUGGCUGAUCCUGCAUACGAUAAACCUGGCUCGGUGGAUAUGUUAAUAGGUGCUGGCCUUUUCUGGAAGCUUUUAUGUGUUGGCCAAGUGAAAAGUGGAAAGGGCCACCCUACAUGGCAGAAAACUCAAUUAGGCUGGAUUGUAGGAGGAGAGUUAUUCAACACAGAGAUGAAGACGGAUAACACGGGGUUAGUCACCUGUUUGGCAAACAAUCAAAUGCUGAACAAGCAAUUAGAAAGAUUUUGGGCUCAAGAAGAAGGACAAGAGAAUAGACAGCUCAAUAUUCAGGAGACAUAUUGCGAGAACUAUUUUGAUGAGACGACGACGCGAGAUAGUGCAGGAAGAUUUAUAGCCUGCCCAGAAAGGAAGGAGUUGGGCUUGGCGAUUCAAGACAGCAAGCAACAAGACGAUUCUACGCACGAUUACAAGGAAAGAGGACACAUGAAUUUAGUGUCUACCAGUGAGAUGACAGGAAAGGCGCUUUGGUUUAUGUUGCAUCAACCAGUAUUAAGACUUGAUAGUAUUACUACGAAACUUAGAGUUGUAUUUGAUGCCUCAGCGAAGUCAGACAAUGAUAAUUCGCUGAAUGAUACACUUUUGACUGGACCCAAUUUGCAGAAUGAUUUACUGCACAUUCUAUUGAGGUAUCGCACACAUAGAUAUGUGAUUACUGGUGAUAUUGCAAUGAUGUUUCGACAAAUAUGGAUUGUGAAAGAAGAUCGAACAAAAGAAGAUAGAGCUUUGUUUUUACCGGCUCAAAGGGCGUUGGAAUCCGACUUCUAUAUGGACAACGUUUUAUCAGGUAAUGACGAUCUCGAAAAGGUCAUUCGUUUGCAAAUGCAACUUACGGCACUUUUGAAGAGAGGCCAAUUUCACUUAAGGAAAUGGAGAGCCAACGAUGAUCGUAUUUUGAGUCAUUUAGUAGAAGGCAAAACAGAAGAGCUGUUAGUACUUGACAAAGGUACCACAUCAAAGACCUUAGGAGUCUUAUGGAAUCAAAAAGAGGAUAGUCUGCAAUAUCAGGAAAAGGAGUCUAAGUUUGAUCAAGUAACAAAACACACCGUCAUAUCAGAAAUAGCACAGAUAUACGACCCAUUAGGUCUACUUGGACCCAUCAUAAUUGUCGCUAAGGGUAUCAUACAGCAAUUGUGGACCCUUAAUUUGCAAUGGGAUGAAAGUCUUCCUCAAGAACUCUACAGCAAAUGGAAAACUUACCGAUCGUCAUGA
Molecule: messenger RNA, 2736 nt
Organism: Ooceraea biroi (clonal raider ant)
Lineage: Eukaryota; Metazoa; Arthropoda; Insecta; Hymenoptera; Formicidae
Molecular function (GO): zinc ion binding; nucleic acid binding
Source: RefSeq, a predicted model, not a curated record